Fomitopsis serialis is the source of this 766-nucleotide messenger RNA. Its product is annotated as 40S ribosomal protein S21. The record is from RefSeq and is a predicted model, not a curated record. Gene Ontology annotation, cellular component: ribosome; cytosolic small ribosomal subunit. The transcript is spliced from 4 exons. Bases 93 to 353 code for a protein of 86 amino acids. Gene Ontology annotation, biological process: endonucleolytic cleavage in ITS1 to separate SSU-rRNA from 5.8S rRNA and LSU-rRNA from tricistronic rRNA transcript (SSU-rRNA, 5.8S rRNA, LSU-rRNA); endonucleolytic cleavage to generate mature 3'-end of SSU-rRNA from (SSU-rRNA, 5.8S rRNA, LSU-rRNA); translation. NCBI's taxonomy places the organism in Eukaryota, Fungi, Basidiomycota, Agaricomycetes, Polyporales, Fomitopsidaceae. Gene Ontology annotation, molecular function: structural constituent of ribosome.
GGCAACUGUACAGCUCGUAACUCUAAUUUUACCGUUCAUCGUCGCGCACACCCGCCGUACCGUUCAGCCCAGCCGACGCGCCGCAACUCAAGAUGGAAAACGACCAGGGUGUUCUCGUCGAUCUCUACGUCCCCCGCAAGUGCGCGGCGACCAACCGACUUAUUACUGCCAAGGACCAUGCGUCCGUGCAGCUCACGAUCUGCGACGUCGACCAGGACGGCCGGGCUCUCCAGACUGGCACGACCUUCGCCUUGUGCGGCCAGGUCCGCGCAAUGGGCGAGAGCGACGACUCGCUGAAUCGAUUGGCGACGAAGGCGGGCCUCCUCCGGAAUGCCUGGUCAUACCAAAAGUAGACUCCAUAUGCGUCGCACUUACAUCGCUGUAUCAUUGUUCUGUUCUUCGGUCACGAAUCUCAUUCCGCUACACGGUGUACACCAUCACCAUCUCGGAGUGCUUGUUCGCAAUGGCCGCUCAAGCCAUCAAAUCCGAGAAUGUGUUGUCGCCGGCGAACAUGUCACAGCAAUGAAGUUGCCUGUACAGACCGGCAAGCGACGACGAGUCGACUACAAGAUGUGCUGCAUGUUAGUCCCUACAUCCCAGUCCUGACUGUCCCCAGGGUCCAGUGCGCUUGGAUCUCUGUACCUCCUGUUAGCACCGCGGUUGCGGAUGCGGGGUAGUCCUUCAUUCACUAAGUUACAAGGAAGCAGGCUCGUUUCUUUAGACUGUUCGUCGAGUACUUUGCGCGCUCUGCUUGUUCGUAAGUACG